ACUUUCAGCAUGACCUUCCGCAGUUAUCGGAAGGGUUGGUUUAAAGACUACAACUCCCAUCAGGCUCAGCAAGGUCGGUUUAGGGCCCAAGGAGACAAUGAGAGGAAUAUUUUGUGUCCUAGCCGGUGGGGAUUAGGAUCUUGAGGGCCUAGACUUAAGAGCUUUUAAGAUAAACUGAGAGAGCUGGAAGGAACGCCAGAAGUUACGGAACCUACGGCUCGGCGAGCUGGAACGGAAGUACCCGGACAGAGAGAGAUGCUUCAAAUUGGUCCACAGAGAAACUGAAAACCCUGUUCCUGGCCGUUCGAGUAGAAAAUGAAGAGGGCAAGUGCGAGGUGACCGAAGUGAACAAGCUUGAUGGGGAGGCAUCCAUCAACAACAGGAAAGGCAAACUUAUCUUCUUCUAUGAGUGGACCAUCAAACUGAACUGGACAGGUACCUCUAAGUCAGGAGUGCAGUACAAAGGACAUGUGGAAAUCCCCAAUUUGUCUGAUGAAAAUAGCGUGGAUGAAGUGGAGAUUAGUGUGAGCCUUGCCAAAGAUGAGCCUGACACAAAUCUCGUGGCCUUAAUGAAGGAAGACGGGGUGAAACUUCUGAGAGAAGCAGUGGGAAUUUACAUCAGCACCCUCAAGACAGAGUUUACUCAGGGCAUGAUCUUGCCCACAGUGAAUGGAGAGUCAGUAGAUCCAGUGGGCCAGCCAGCACUAAAGACUGAGACUUGCAAGGCUAAGUCUGCUCCUUCAAAAAGCCAGGCCAAACCUGUUGGUGUCAAAAUCCCCACUUGUAAGAUCACCCUUAAAGAAACCUUCCUGACCUCCCCAGAGGAGCUCUAUAGAGUGUUUACCACGCAGGAGCUGGUCCAGGCCUUUACCCAUGCCCCCGCUGCCUUGGAAGCCGACAGAGGUGGCAAGUUUCACAUGGUCGAUGGCAACGUCACCGGGGAGUUUACUGACCUGGUCCCCGAGAAACACAUUGCUAUGAAGUGGAGGUUUAAGUCAUGGCCAGAGGGGCACUUUGCCACCAUCACCUUGACCUUCAUUGACAAGAAUGGAGAGACAGAGCUGUGCAUGGAAGGCCGUGGCAUCCCUGCUCCUGAGGAAGAGCGGACGCGGCAAGGCUGGCAGCGGUACUACUUUGAGGGCAUCAAACAGACCUUUGGCUAUGGUGCACGCUUGUUUUAGGGCCAGCAACAGGGGUUCUGGCCCUGUUGAAACUUUAGUCCAGCCCUCUCGCAAUGGCUUGUGACUCACAGGAUUGCACCAUCCCCACUGCUAACUUGGGGCUGGGGCCUCCCUUUCACAGAUACCUUGGGUUUGUGCAUGUUUUCUGCUGGGUGGGAUCUGAGGGUGAUUUCUCUUUUACCUGUACAUAUGCUAAGUAAACAGAAUUUUAAAGGCAUGCAUUUCUUACAAUCUA
Molecule: messenger RNA, 1416 nt
Organism: Mus musculus (house mouse)
Lineage: Eukaryota; Metazoa; Chordata; Mammalia; Rodentia; Muridae
Gene: Ahsa1
Product: AHA1, activator of heat shock protein ATPase 1
Exons: 9
Coding region: 570-1181 (203 amino acids)
Cellular component (GO): cytosol; endoplasmic reticulum
Molecular function (GO): Hsp90 protein binding; protein folding chaperone; ATPase activator activity
Source: RefSeq, marked validated